CGAAACGUGACAGAAAUGUAGUGCAACUGUUUUACCAUGAUAUUCGAUUUUUUUGCUCUGGUGUUGUGUAUCCUGAAUGGAAUUGGAUGUUUAUCACCUCAUAUCUCAAACAAAGACACAAGUAGUAUACCACCUGGACUUCGUCAUACACGGGUAGGAUUUAAGCACCGAUGGGUUAAUCAAUCCGGAGGAUGUUACACAACUCAACCUAAUGGUUCGAGUAUAGCUGUCGAUGCUACAACAACAGUUAGUGACGAGGCUCUUAGCAAAGCAUGCACUAUUAUCGGAUUAAUGAUCAAACAUAUGUCUACAGAAAUAUUUGACUACAGCUCCAGAGGACAUGGAGUAGGUGUUUUUGCAAAAUCAGAUGGAAUGGGAGUGUAUCCAGAAAACGCUAACGUCAGAGAUACACCAGAGUGUCAUAAAAUGUGUAAUGGUACAUGUUCACAUACAUGUACAUUCGAUGGGAGGAAGUAUGCUUCAAUUGCUGGUCUAACUAAUUCAAGGUCCGUUGUCUUAGAUGAUAACAUUUUGUGUAAUAACAAGGAUCCUUACAAUCGUAAAGAGAGUAUUUGUGUGCAUGAGUUUGGCCAUCAAGUUUUUAAACACUUACCAACAUCAUACAAAAACAGGUUUGAUUAUAUCUACCAUUAUGAUAAACAACACAAAAUUUGGAAGGACGGAUAUGGUAUGGCUACCUCUGCCGAGUUUUGGGCUGAAGCAACAUCUGCUUGGUUUCAUACUGCCGUAUACCCAGGCCUUCAUAGCCCUUCAGUAGGAUUAGACUUGUGCAAUUUUGAUCAGGUUUGCGGUUCAGAGAUGGAAAAUAGACAGUGGCUGAGAACCCAUGACCCAUCUUUGUAUAACUUGCUGAGUAAAGUGUACACAAACAAUCAACCAUAUUUACCAAGUGGCCUUAAAGUUUGCAUAUAAAUAAAUAUU
Messenger RNA from Mytilus trossulus (common blue mussel), 942 nucleotides. RefSeq lists its product as uncharacterized. Bases 37 to 933 code for a protein of 298 amino acids. Gene Ontology annotation, molecular function: metallopeptidase activity. NCBI's taxonomy places the organism in Eukaryota, Metazoa, Mollusca, Bivalvia, Mytilida, Mytilidae. The record is from RefSeq and is a predicted model, not a curated record. The transcript has 7 exons.